AUGUCAGCGUUGGCCGGUAAAUCUGGAGGGGACAACUAUCCGUCAACGGUGUCUCAAUUUGAACGGGUAUUCUCCUCUAGAAAUGACCAUUCUGAAAGCUUUGAGUUCCUCGAUCUCCACCAGAGUGGUAGUCACUGGGGCCUUGAGAAUCUGAAGUACUUUCGAGUCUUAGAAAAAGUUCACAGUGGGCCGUUUCUCAUCUACGAACGAAUUAUUCAAGAUGUGAGGAGGCUAUCGCCAAUUCCUCACGGGAAAAAGAUCUUCAAUCUUUGUGUGAUAUAA
Messenger RNA from Orbilia oligospora ATCC 24927, 282 nucleotides. RefSeq lists its product as uncharacterized. Bases 1 to 282 code for a protein of 93 amino acids. The record is from RefSeq and is a predicted model, not a curated record. The transcript has a single exon. NCBI's taxonomy places the organism in Eukaryota, Fungi, Ascomycota, Orbiliomycetes, Orbiliales, Orbiliaceae.